AUGCAAAUACAACAAAGUAUCUUUUUCUUAGUGUUGCUAUUAACAAAAACUGAAAGUUUCACUCAGUUUCAUCAAAGUCGUACAAAACGAGCAACAACAAAUGACUGUUGUAUUUCAGCUAAACUUAAUGUUGCUGCAAAAAAAGCAAAUAGUGGUCGAAAUUUUUUUCAACAAUUAGCAACCGAAGCUAAUUCACAUACACUUGUUAAGCCAGAAAAUAUGUGUAAUUUAAUACAUUUUCUUAUUCAACAAGCAUCACUUAAUAAUAAAUCAGUUUCAUUCGGGAAAGGUAUGUUUGUUAUUUUUGAUUCAACAAAUCAAAUAUUUGAUCGAUUAAUGAAAGCAAAACAUGAGCAAAAAGCUGGUGAUGGAUCACAACAUGCAGGUUAUUUUAAACGUUUUAAACAUAUGGGUGAACAAGCUAUUCAUUCAUUAUUUAAAAACUCAAAAAAAUCAAAGAAUAAAUCUGGUCUAAUUGAAUCCGAUACAUUUAUUUAUGUACGUGGAGAUGAAAGUUCACAUUAUCAUGGAGAACGAGGUUCGAAAUGGGACCGUUCACGUGAUUAUCCUGCUUAUGGAAUGGAUAUUCCUGGUGCUUGUAUGCCUAGUGGUUUCGGUCAUAUACUUUUUGGUGAACUUCCACCAAUUCGUAGUCAAGGUAAAUAUGCUGGUGAACGUAUUUAUAUAAAACCAGAAUUUUUUGGUAUCCGUCAAUUAAAACAUUUUAUUAAACAUACACAAUCUUAUCUUAGUCAUAUAUCAAGAAAAUAUGUAUGUCAAUUAAAAGAUAUGCAAACAAAACCUGGUUGUUCAAAAGAAGAUGCAUUUCGUGAAAAUACAGAUAAAAAGUUAUUAGAUAAAUGGAAAAAAGUUUUAAUGACAAUUCCAACUGUAUGGAAUGUUGAUGAACAAUAUAUGAAAAAUGCAACUAAAUAUGGAAUUGGAGAAAUUGAUCGACAAGCUAAAGAACUAGAAGCAAUGGGAUAUAAAGAUAAAAUAAAAGAGUUUCGUGAAACAAUGAUUAAACAAUAUGGAGAAGAUGAUUUAGGUGUACGAAAAGGUCGAGAAAUUAUAUUUACAACACAAGGAUUAUUAGAUAGUCCACUUACAUGUGAAUUAUUUGAUCGUUAUAUUGUUUCUUAUGUAUCAUUAAAUAAUUUCUUCGUUACUAUGGUUGAACAGUCAAAUAUAACGGGUGUAGAUGUUCUACUUGGUUCACGUCUUAUACCAGAAAAUAUUGUUCGUAAUCAACCAGAUCAACUUGAGGGUGUACUACUUCAAAUUAAUGGUCAUAAGGAAGCAAUACCUAUUGAACAUCGUGUUGCUGAUGGACACGUUUCGAGUAUAACUCAAAAUAGUAGUAUUAAUUUAGCAUGGCGUAGUGCUCUUGUUCAUGUGGUCUAUGCUCGGGCAUGGCUUGAUGAAACAUCUACUAAAGAACAACAAAAACUUGCUAAACAUAUUACAAAACAAGUAGAAAUUUUACAAAUAAUGACAGGAGAUUGUCAACUAGAUGCAUAUAUGAAUGAAGUUGAUCCAAAUGAACCAGAUUGA
Messenger RNA from Rotaria sp. Silwood1, 1554 nucleotides. The record is from the annotation of a GenBank genome assembly. Lineage: Eukaryota; Metazoa; Rotifera; Eurotatoria; Philodinida; Philodinidae.